CGUCAACCGUCAAGAGAGAAGUAUUCGGAAAGAAGAGAAGGAAAAAAAGAAUUUUUAGAGAGAGGAGGAAAAAAAAUAUCCCCAAUCCCAUCAUCCCUUCACCCACCCGCACGCGUCUCCUCCGACUCCGAUCCGAGCUCCAGAUCUGCGGCGCCGGCGACCAACCUCUCCGGCGGCGGGGGCGGCGGCGGAGAUCCACGAUGCCUUCGUCGGAGCAGGGGGCCUCGCCCCUGCGCCGCCUCCUCCGCGUCGACGCCCUCGUCCUCCCCUCCGCUUGCUCCCACCGCCUUAAGCCUUGGUCUCUCCAUCCCCACCUCCUCUCAUCCUCCUAACGCCAUCCAAUCUCUCUUCUCCCCGUCUCUUUCUCCUGCUCCCCGUUGCCCUCCCAUUUCUUCCCCUUUUCUUCUCGUAGCUAUAGGGUGAUACACUUCUCUGAUUAUUGUUGUUGUUCUUCCCGUGCUGAUUUGGAUUUAAUUACAAGUAUUUGUGUUGGAUCGGUUGGACGCGCUCACUCGGUUUGGUUUGGUUUGGAUUGUAUUGGGUUGGAUCGGAUCGGAUUAGCCGCGCUAUAGCGUCAGGGGAUCAGCUCGGCUCACUGUGGUUUUUGAGGUGUUAGGGUUUGAGUGCUAGGUUGUUUGCUUGAUGGAUGGUCAUUCCUGUGGUGAUCUCGGGAGAGUGUCGGAAGUGAUAUCCGACGGCACCUCAUCGGGUAGCGCAGACGGCGGCAAGAGCCUGCCUGAGAAGCAUUCUGCGCUGGCUGAUGCUACUUCUGGAGUGGCGGCGGAGAAUGCCGAUAAUUUGUCACAAGCUGGGAAGUACAUGGAUUUCUCCAGUACCACCAGCUUGGGGGUGAAGAAAGGCUUCCAGAAGUGCAUGACGUUUCCGCCCUCUAGCGGCGAGGCACAACAGCAGCAGGGUUCAUGCUGUGAUGCAGAUAAGAAUCCCAAGGAUGUGCCAACCUAUGAGCGCUCCGUGUCACUGCCCCCAACUUUGAAGAUCAUAUCUGCUAUGAAAGGAAGCCGCCAAAAGAAUGGGAUGGCUUCAUCAACUGAAAGUCGCCACGUCAAAUGGGCCCCUGACGUGUAUGACCCCCCAGUGACAUCUGUAUGUCAUUCAGUGAAUAACAGCUACCAGCGUCGGUCCAAAUCCCGGAAGAAGGACAAGAAUAAGCAGAAGCAGAAACAAAAGCAAAAGGGUAGGUCCAAGAAAAACCACCAGAAUGCUAUCCAGAGUUCAGCAGUGCUCCAAGCUCCUGGCGAAUUUGAUAGGCUCAAGGAUGCUGAAACCACAAGUAGUAAUUCAGCACCAGACGAUCUCAACAAACAUGAGACCGAUAUAUUGGAUUAUGGCAUCAGCAGUCAAGACGCCAAAUGUGGAAGCAGCUUUUUGCGUGAAUCGGCUGCUAAAAUGCAUUUCUCCACUGCUGAGGCUUCCUGAAAGAAAGGAAAAUGAGUCCUGCGGAUUCUCCCUUGGUAUGUAAAUAUGAUGGAUGUGUAGAUAAAUAAAAUCCAGUUUGUUGUUGUGUUUCCUGCUGUGUGAGGCGUUAAGAGAACUUCUGGCGUGCUUUGAUUUGGAGCAGUUACCAUGACUGUUGGACUGGUUUUUGUAUGUAUUGAUGGACAAAGCUAGUAAGCAUUAAUCUAUGAGCUGCAGUUGUUUUCCUUGAUCAAUGAUUA
Messenger RNA from Oryza sativa Japonica Group (Japanese rice), 1676 nucleotides. Lineage: Eukaryota; Viridiplantae; Streptophyta; Magnoliopsida; Poales; Poaceae. The record is from RefSeq and is a predicted model, not a curated record.